AUGCAAAUCCCCGGGCAGGCACAGCGACCUCCGGCCGGGCUGUCCCGGGAUCCCCCGGCGGCUGUCCGGAUCCCGCGGGCAGGCACAGCGAUCCCCGCCGGGCUGUCCGGGAUCCCCCCGGCCGGGCUGUCCCCGGGAUCCCGCGGCCGGGCGAUCCCGCGCUCGCUCCCCGCUGCCGGCGCCGGCUCCCGCCCUUGCCGCGCGCGGGCCUCGCCCCGCCCCUCGCCGCAGGUCCUGGCAGGGCCGGCGGCGGCGGCGCUGAGGGCGGCGCUGGGCGCGGGCGCGGAGCGGCGGCGGGAGCUUUGGAUGCGGCGGGCGAGCGGGGCCGGGCGCUGCUGCGGCCGUGGAGCCGUUCCACUUUUCUGCGACUUAACCCCCCUCUGCCUUUUCCCUCCCACUUUCCUCCUUGGAGUUAGCUUGGAGUCGCGCCUCGGUAAUCCAGAGAACAGGCCUUCACCCAAGGAGCUGGAGGAGCUGGAACUGCUGAACAGGGCCUUAGAGAAGGCACUGAAAGUCAGGAAAAGCAUCUUGAAAAGUCCAUUAGAGGCCCCGGGAGCUACAGGAAAGAAAUUGGCAGGUGAGGGACCUGCUGCCAGGGAGGCUGAAGAGCAGCAGGUGCCUGUACCUGUUGAGGAUGUUCCUGAGAGCACAAAGGUGGGAACUGGAAGCAAGAAGCCUGGCUCUUCAAAGAAGCCCUCUGCAUACCAGCUAAGAGCCCCUUAUAGGACUGACCCAGAUGUGAAGAAACCACAAAGGAAAGCCCCAGCCAGAUGUGUUUCUCAAGGUCCCAGGACAUCUGGGAAGAGCUCCUCAAAAGGGGUGGCUUCGAAACAAAGAGGGAGUCAGAGGACAGCAACUGGCAGUGCCACAGAGGUCUGUGCUCCAGCUGAACCCCAGAAGACACUUGGCUCGUCCAAAUCUGCCCCAAAUGAGCAGCAAAGUUUUUCUGUGGGGGACUCAGCUGGGGGAAAGAACUCAAUAGCUGCUGGCCAGGAGUUAUUUGAUGCAGGGAAGAAAAGCUGUGGUUUCCUGGGAGAGUCCAGCAAAAAGGAGGACACUGCAGGUGCAUCAGGAAGGAGCCUCUCACCUGGGACAGGCAUCCUGUGGGAAAAGGGAUGCCAGCUGAAGCUCCCCCUUCCCUACAGGAUAGCCUAUUCCAGGAACUCCAGGGCAUGGGAGAAAUGUCAUCUGUGCCAAACAAGUGCAGAUGCAGCAGCUGCAAGGGCCCGUUUUAUGGAGAGGAUCCAGACAACUUUUUGUUCACCGAAGGCAGACUUCAGUCCUGCAGAGAUAGAGGAGGAAUUGAGGGUCCUCCAGGAUGUCUCCUCCCAUCUGAGGCAGUAUGUGGAAGCUGAGACUGCAGACCCUCCCACUCUACAAAGGGAGUAUGAAAGCCUUUUGACCUUGGAGGGUUUGCAAACCACAGUUGCUCAGUGCCUGCAGAAGCUGCAGCUUCUUCGAGCAGCUCUGGAGUCCCAGCUGAGGCUGCGCCCAGACUGCACUGGGGAUGUGGGAAGCUGCUCCCCAGCCUGUGUCCCUGCCAGGGGACAGAUAUGUGACACUGCAGGAGUGCUGGCUCUGCCUCUCCUGUGUUACUCCAGCUUCCAGGAGCUGAGGGACCUGUUUGCCUUGAAGCUGCAAGUGUCAAUGCUGCACCAAGAGAUUGCCCUACAAAAGGUGCUGAUGGCAGAGCUGCUGCCUGUCCUGGAGCCCAGCCCGUGCCCGGAGGGCUCUGCCCGGCUCUUCCGUGCCAUCCACACCCAGCUCUGCCAGGGGGGCAGGAGCUUCCCUGUGCUGGUGAGGGAUGAGCUGGGGGACUGAGCAGGGGAGCCUCCUGCUAGUCCUUCACACACACAGACAAUUCUGAGCAAUAAAUCUUUUCUGUGAACUUC
Molecule: messenger RNA, 1892 nt
Organism: Manacus vitellinus (golden-collared manakin)
Lineage: Eukaryota; Metazoa; Chordata; Aves; Passeriformes; Pipridae
Gene: TEDC2
Product: tubulin epsilon and delta complex 2
Exons: 10
Coding region: 1-1821 (606 amino acids)
Source: RefSeq, a predicted model, not a curated record